AUGGAAGCUUUGUCACCUUACAUCCUCCAAGGGUUCACGUGCACCAGAGUGAGGACUCUGUCAAGGGAGAAGAUCAAGAACCUAGUUAAAGCCUGCAGGGGGAAGCGCAGGAGAACGGUCAUCCUGCAGGAGACUCAGUUGACGUGCAUGUACAACUACAUCAAAGCAGAACCAGAUGUCACCAACUACAACAUCUACCCUCCAGAUAUGCUGCUUUAUUAUGAUUAUUCGCUUGUGCCACAAGCAAACUGCACAUCCUAUUUUCAAGAGAUUGCAGAUGCCGACUUCUCAGUCUUCUCCGAUGCCCUCAGCUACAGAAUCCCCAUACUGUUUACCAAUGCUAGGAGCUGUCUGGGUAUAACAGGAGUGGAACUGACUGAGGGUAACAUAUCGGUUCUGGGAAACAUGUGUUGCACUCUCAAUGGGUCCUACAUUCAGAAUUCGCACUCGUCCAUCCUCGAGAAACUCAAAAACUGCCCAGACAUCGAUGAUGCUCAAGUUGCUGCAAUGGAGAGCCUGCUGAUGACAGGCACCACAAGAUAUGGUGCUCCGUCAACAUGGGAUAUACAAACUUUAAAGGACUUGGGGAUUCUACCACUCUACUUAACCAAAUCCUUCUACAAACACUUCGACAAAAAAGCAAAGCAGAAGUUCUUGCGGUACUUCCUGAAAAAACUUAGGAGAGAUGGAGUGAAGAAGAAAAAGAUAAGGAGGAUGAAAAAAGCCAUCAGACAGUCCAAAGGGAAGUUAUCCAAGCGGUCAAUAGAAAAUGAGUGCACUGUAGGACAGAUUACCCAGGUGACCAUCAGUGACGAAGCCUUCCCCUUCGACUAUGAUGACAUAAACCAAUUCAACAUUUGCCUCAGCAAUAAGACAGUUAAAGACAACUUGGCUGCCAUCACAGACAAAGUGGACGACGAGGACUACCUCGGGAUUAUUCUCAAAAAGCUACGAGAGGCUUAUGCUGCCAGUUCAACCAUCCCAGAAGAGAAGGUUCACAUCCUAGGGCCAGCAUCUCGUGUGGCCACCAAUGAAGAUAUCAGUAUGUGGAAGAUAACCAAGACUGACACACUGUCUGCAUUAAUGGACUCUUCAAAUGGCGAGUGGGAUCCAGCCAUGGCAAAUACCAUCAUAACCAAGUAUCUGAGUGAAGAAGGGAACAGCAUCGGCAGUGCAGAGCUAAAUCUCAUUGGAGGAGCUAACCUGUGUUCCCUAGAUGCUGAUGUUUUAAAGAAAAUUUCCCAGGACAGCCUCAGAAAGGCCAAAGCACUGACGGUGUCCAACUGCACAUUGGAGAAAAAGAAAGUGCUUUUUACCAUUGCCAUUGCAGCUUUCUCUGGAAACACCCGCUCAGCUGACACCAUUACCAGCUACCAGCUCAUAAAACCCUACCUUGGUGGUGCACCUGUGAGCUAUGUUCGAAGCUUGGCUUCCUCAGAUGUCAGCAUGGACAUGGCUACCUUCAUAAGACUGGAUGAAAGCAUUAUAAUGGCCCUGAGUGUUGAUGAGGUUAGAGGUCUUUUGGGUACCAACCUGCCAACUUUGAAAUCCUAUGAAAACCAGAUUGUGGUACAGAACUGGAUCUGUAAUCAGUACCAGUCGGAUCUCGACAGCCUGGCGUUGGGGCUGGUUGCAUGCAGGGCAGAUCCCACAAGCACAACAGGAAGUACAGGAACAGGAAGUACAGGAACAGGAAGUACAGUGACCACUGUUUCAGCACAAGUAACCACAGCAGGGUCUGGCAUCAGCAGCACUACAGGAGGAUCAGCUACCACUACAGGUAGUGGCAGCACAUGCAUCAGACCAGACAUCGGCCUCUCUUUACUUGUUCUACUUACCUGCUACAUCACUUCAAAGUAUUUUUCACAACAAUAGCACAGUCCUCUUAUAAUGUCUCUCUUUUGCACUUAUAAAUUCAAUGAAAAAAUGAAUGUAUGCACUUAUUCAAUGAAAAAAGGGAUGAAAUGGGUCUACCCAUCUGCUUUUAGCAUUGGCAGGAAAAAAUGAGUUUCAAACAGCUGAAUCACAAACAUCAGGUUAUCAACUUGAAAAAAUCCUUAAUUUUUUUUGCUUUAUAAAUAGGAAAUGAUAAAUAUUUUACACACAGAUAUGAUAGAAUUUAGCACUUAUAUAUUAAUGUGCCCCAUAUAGCCAUGUACGUAUAUUAAUGCUCUUACGCAUUUUCAUACCUCAUUUUUGUGAUCUGCUCUAAAUAAUGUAAAACUUUGUCUUGUUGGCUAAAAUGCAUUUAAGUGUUUAUAUUCUUAAAAUGAAGGUGUAAAUGAAGGAUGGUGGUGCCAGUCAAUCUCUUCACAACGUGUUGAUUGUUUACCAUUGCAGACAGCACUGUCCCAACACAGCCUUGCGUUGUAGGAGCAAGCCUGGAGUUUAUCAUUUUUAUCAUUAAACGUAUAUAUUAUAGCAUAAUGAAGAUCCCCCCCCCAGUCAUGUUUAAAGACAUAUAAAAUGCCCUGGUUGAUAUAUUAAAUUGUCUGAUAUGUUUUUUCUGCAAG
Molecule: messenger RNA, 2513 nt
Organism: Lampris incognitus (smalleye Pacific opah)
Lineage: Eukaryota; Metazoa; Chordata; Actinopteri; Lampriformes; Lampridae
Product: mesothelin-like protein
Exons: 14
Coding region: 1-1875 (624 amino acids)
Biological process (GO): cell-matrix adhesion
Cellular component (GO): cell surface
Source: RefSeq, a predicted model, not a curated record